This is a messenger RNA of Hemicordylus capensis (graceful crag lizard), 2488 nucleotides long. Its product is annotated as melanin-concentrating hormone receptor 1-like. The coding region runs from base 637 to 1932 and encodes 431 amino acids. Gene Ontology annotation, cellular component: membrane; neuron projection. Gene Ontology annotation, molecular function: neuropeptide binding; G protein-coupled receptor activity. Gene Ontology annotation, biological process: neuropeptide signaling pathway. The transcript has 4 exons. The record is from RefSeq and is a predicted model, not a curated record. Lineage: Eukaryota; Metazoa; Chordata; Lepidosauria; Squamata; Cordylidae.
UGCUCGAACAAACGAACGGGUGGCAGCGACCCGCCGGGCGUCCGCACGCCAGAGCUGACGCGCCCCAGCAGAGCUCGCGCGUUCACACGAACACGCAGAAGCUGGAGCGGCUGCAGGAGGAAGCGGCGCCGGCCCAAGCUGGGGGGCAGAGGGCAGCAAACCGCGCUUACGGGCAAGAGGGAGGGGAGGAGGCGGUCGUUGCUGCUUCUGCGUGGGGUCUUCCUCCUCCCUUCUUCCCCCGGCCGCCAGGGAAGCUGGAGAGAAAAUAAUCACCUCUUCUUGCAAACGAAGCCGGAGCGGCGCCGUGUAGACAACCCCAGCAGGACACAGCAUGUGAGAAGGAAUCCAGGAGGCAACUGGAAUAUUCCCUCUAUGAAGAACUUCAGCACAAAUGUGUAGGAUGGACAGCGCAGUGCAUUAUGGCGGAGGGAUCCUCUGUCAUGAAGCUCAGUUGCUGAGUACAUCUGGUUUUGGAACAUGUCCUCCUCUCCUGCCAGAAGCUGGACAACAUGCUUCCCAGGGACCAACUUCGGCUGAGGAAGAAUGGUACUGCCUAUGUUUAGGAUUUUGAAUGCAGAUCUUUGAAGGUCCAGAACUUGAGCUGAGAGGUCCGUUGACUGUCACACGCUCUUUUGGAUGGCCAUGUUGGCAUUUCCUUGGCCACCAGGGCAGCUGCACCCCAACGCCUCCCAUCCAGGUUCCAUCAUGGCUCUUUUGCAGGACAGAAUCAGUGACUUGUCUCUUGGGUUCAAUGUUUCACUUGGUACCCCUCGUCCACACCUCCUCAAUCAAUCUCUAAGGGACUGUGAGCUGGAGUGGCGGUGUUCUGAGGCUGCCACGCAGGCUGACGGCAGUGGCCGCUUUCUGGGGCUGGCCAUCUCACUGGUGCUGCCCAUCGUCUAUGCCCUCAUCUGUGCCUGUGGCGUCCUAGCCAACGGGCUUGUGAUCUCCGUGGUGCUGGGCUGCAAGCAGAAGAUUGUGUCGGACAUCUACAUCCUGAACCUGGCCGUCGCUGACUUGCUCUUCCUACUUGGCAUGCCAUUCAUCAUCCAUCAACUUCUUCAGGAGCAAGGCUGGGUGUUUGGGGACUUUCUGUGCUGGGCGGCUACCACCAUGGACCUUAACAACCAGUUCAGCAGCGUGGCCAUUGUUACUCUGCUCUGCGUAGACAGAUACGUGGCGGUUGUAUACUCAUCCACCAUUGGCCAGAAACGGACAUUGCGCUGUACAGCUCUGAUCAAUGCCGGCGUGUGGGCCGGGAGCCUAGCUCUGGCCACGCCUGCUAUGCUCUAUGCCCGCGUGCACUGGGACAACAGGACUGCGAUCUGCCUCAUUGACUUACCAGGUCCUCGUAGCAUGUACUGGUACACUCUUUACCAAUCGCUGGUGGCUUUCCUGCUGCCCUUGCUGGUGAUCACCGUGCUGUAUUCGUUGACUCUGCACCACCUCUUCCGCGCCAUGCGCCGCGUGCAUAGGAAGGCAUCUGCCCGCAGUCGGAAGGUGACCCGCAUGGCGCUGACCAUCAUUGCUGCCUUUUUUGUCUGUUGGACACCCUACCAUGUGUUGCAGUUGGUCAACCUCACAGCCACGCCUUCCGCUACCUUCUUCUACCUGUACCAGGCCACUAUCUGCCUCAGCUAUGCCCACAGCUGCGUCAGCCCCAUCCUGGUUAUUUUCUGCACUGAGUUCUUCCAUGAGAGGAUGGCUCAAUCCAGGUAUUGCAGAUUUUUCACCAGGUGGAGAACAAUACGGGCAAGUGCUUCCUUUUCCACCCCAGAAAUCACAGCCACAAUAUACAGCCCACAAGUGAGCCAUGCCACGUCCCCAUGCCAGCGCCGUCCAAAUGGGACAGAAAUACCUUUGUACUCUGUGACUGAGACCACCACUUUCAGUGUUGCUGUCAAUGGGUAUGAGGAGCACAACGGGAUUUAGUGAUUGUUGUAUACUGUUAUGUCCCCCUGCAAUUCUGGAAAGAUUCAGAUGGUGAUGGAGAACAUCAUACCAGAAGCCUUUUGUUGAAGGAGAGAUGUUGUGAAGGUUCAUUGCAUCUCUCCCCAGGACAAAAUGGAGCAAUUUUUCCGCCAAGGGCCUUCAGUUUCUUGUGGGAGAAAAUGAGAGAAGGGCUUUAUAUGUUGUGGGUACGGUGGCUUAUGGCAGAGAACAGCAUUCUGCACUGCAUGGAAUAAAAACAUUGUGAACAUUCAUUUCUGUUUCCUGCAGAGGAGAAAAUGUAGUAACCUUGGGCUUGCCCAGACUCUAUGUUCAAAAUGCUAAAAGGAGGGAAAAAUGUGAGAGAUUUCUGAGUUCUUCCUGGUCAGGGAGGAGAAGCCUGAAGGAAAACUUGAAGGAUGUUUUAAUGGGAAAAGAGUGCUCAUGUUUAUAGGUUUAUGGAGAAAAACCACAAGUGUGAUCAUACCGAAUCUAAAAUAAAUGGUGAGUCUGUAUUGGGCACUUGGUUUUGUGUGUGUGAAAUCCUUAGCUAGAGCUU